CGACCACGAAGGGAGGGCCUUGCUCGGCGCUUCAAACCUCAGAUUGUCACACCCUCUUUUAGCUUUCGCUCCUGUUGGAUUUUAGUAAGAGCUCCCAGACCACAAAAACUCAAUGAUAGCAGUGUUGCGAGGCAAGGGGGGGAUCAGUCGAAGAGUAGAAGAGAGACGUUGGCGAAACAAUCAAAACCAACCAUCUUGCGAUCUGUGUUGUAGAAGAUCGAGGUGUUUGAUUGCUUGAUUGAGUUGGAUUUCCUCUCGGUCGGUCCACUUUAGUAGGCUCUUCGACUGGUCUCAGCUCAUUGGUCCAUUGGUUUGCGGCGGCAUUGUCAUUUAUUUCUACCCACCCUCCUUAGUAUUAUCCAUCCGUCACCAUCUCGUCAUUACAAGUGAAUUAAGCUUGUUAACUACCGUGCCGUCGUUGGUCGGGCGGUCGAGGGGAUCAUUUUCCUCCGUGGAAAAGCUAAGGAUUCGAAUCAAUCGAUCGGCAUUUCCGCUAAAAACAACUCAUGAGCGGCCCACAAUAUCAGUACCCUCCAAAUCAUCACGGCAGGCCAUACAUACAAGUCAACGACCAUGAUGUCCUUUGUGGUAGGGGAGUUAACAUUGCCAGCCAUCCAGGGAACGAAAGAUUUCGUGCGCUCGUCCAGACGCGACACGACGAGAACUACUGUACCCUCUACACUACUACCGAGAAGCGUGCCGUGGCUGAACAGAUUCUCAAGCAUAUCAAGUCUCUCGAUCCUCCUGGAAGAUUUCUAAAGCGGGUAGGGAGAGCUCCGACGUCGCGAGGGCUCAAUGGUCCAUGGGAACAGCUGUCUGAUCGGGAGGCGAUCAAGAAAACCUGUCAGGCUCUCAGAGAUUCCAACCGGACGGAUCGGACCGGGUAUGCCGCUGCUGUCGCUGUGCCAGAUGAUGUACGAAUGCAUGCAAGCUCUAGAGUUGCUUCUGGACUUUCCAAUAAAGAACAGGCCGCCAGAGCCGCCGCAGCCAAAAUCAAAGCCGACGGAUCCACGGCCACAACAGCAGGAGUGCCCAUCCCUUCCCCACGGGCACCGCAUCCGACAACAAUUACACUUCCAGUGGCUCCAGGGCCCUUGCCAAUGCCUCCCUAUCAUUCUGGAGUGCCAGGGGUCGUACCAGUCCCAAUGUCUUUGCCGAUUCCGAUGGGGAUCCCCAUGCCAAUGCCACCGGACCUGUCCACCACUACCCAGAGCUAUGCCAUUCCUCCUGGGGUACCGCUUCCGCCUCCUCCGCCUCAACCCACGCAUCACCAUCACCAUCAUCCGAUUCACCCUCCGCCUACAGCUUCUCAUCCUAGCCAUCGUCUUGCUCAUCUUCCGGUGGCGCCUCAUUCCGCGACAGCUCCAUCUCCUCACCCUCCAGCAAUACAUCGUCAUCAUCCUCCUCCUCUCCCUCCAGUAGUCCUUACACUCCACGCUCCACAUCCGGCCUAUCAUCAACACCAUGCACCCCAUCAUCAUCAGGUAUUAAUCGCCCCACAUCCGCCUCCUGCUCCUCCGAACGUCCGUGCUAGUCUUGUGUUGUCUCAUCCGCCGCCACAACCCAAGGCACAGGGCAAGGCAGCACAGCCACAACCUCAGCUAAAACCUCCACCACAGCGAACAUCACCAGUCGAACCAGCCGUUCGGGCGUCGGCUCCAGCACGGGUACACGCCCCACCACCAGCUGGCAAUGCAAAACCUCCACCUGUUCAGAUUCAACCAAUGCCCCCUCCUCCACGGCAGCCUCCUCCACAUCCUCCGAUGCCAACGGAGGAGUCUUUGAAGCGAUCCAGAAGUAGCUUUGAAAGCGAUCAAGCAUCUCUGUCGGGUGAGGAAGCAGCGGAGUGGUCCAAGAAACCGAAAGCAGUGGAUUCCAAGAUGCCAGCUCCGCCUCCAGCAGCCACAAGGACGAUCUCCGUGCCAAAUCCGAUCGACACGAGUAUAGCAGCGCAUGCCCCCAUUGGCCACACCAUUACACCUUCCAGCACGGGAGGCUCUGCUGCUGGCUAUCUCUCUGAGGGCUUGCUUUCGAGUUACGACUUGGGUAUGCCCGCUAGAACACCGUCCCAAGAAACUUCAACGACAACGGGGACCACUCCAACAACCGAAGGAACGGCUAGUACGAGGGCUCAACGUCUCUCUCUGUCCCCUGCAUCGGCCAUGCCUCCUUCGCCUAGUCUGGCCUACGACCCCCACCGUGCCGGAGCUGUGAAUCCAAGACUUUAUUCUCACGAUUUCGGUACGCCGCCGACUCCAACAUUGAGUGAACUUCAUCACCCGUAUGGUUACCACCCUUUCAUGCAGCACCACGACCAUGCCGGAUUGGCCCCGGCUGAUCCUAACAAGCAACCGUUCCCAUCUGCAAACGCCUUUUUGGAACAUCAACAGCUACAAGAGGCCGCCUCGUAUUAUGGAACCGCCCCGGAGGAAGGCGUAGAAUUCUCCACUACACCAGCCCCUUUUCCUCCUGACGAAUCUCUGCUUUGACAGGGUUGACUCGGAGUGGGGCUGGUAUCUCUCAACUCAAGCAAACAACAACAAACCAUCUCAUUUUCGUCUUUCGAGUGAAUUACCACUCUAUCAAACACUCCACUCCGUCUUCUAUGUUUAUAUAUACACCGGAAGCUCUUUGGUGAGCUUUCGCUGGGGAAAAUGUGGAACCCUUUCACAUCAUCAAUCAAUCAAGUCCAAUUUCACCUUUCUAUCUCAUUCACUCACGCAACAACAAACAAAAUCCCUCUAGAACUAACUGUACACAGGCACCUUCAUGCCUGGCAGGAACAAAGAAACAAAUACAAGCUAAGAUAAGCGCUAUAGAACAAAGCUUAUGCUAUGCCAUCACAGCCA
Messenger RNA from Seminavis robusta, 2849 nucleotides. The record is from the annotation of a GenBank genome assembly. NCBI's taxonomy places the organism in Eukaryota, Bacillariophyta, Bacillariophyceae, Naviculales, Naviculaceae.